ACCACGAUUCAGCGCUCAGUCAUUGAGUUCAGCCCAUGUCGGUUCUGGUUGUCCAUCAUCGAUUCGCUUUUUUCCCCUUCGGAAUAACACUUCAGUACAUUGGAGAUCAAUUCUUAAAAAUUUGGUGGAACGGGGUUACCUAAUUACUGAAAUCGGGAAUUGUCUGCGAAUAGUGGCUAUUGCAGUACCAUACAAUGUUUCAGGAUUGUUUAUGUUGCUAGUUUUCUCACUGGUUACAUUGUUGGCCUUGGCUUUUUACUAUUUCUUCAAACGGAUUAAUUUUAUAUUAAUAGUGGCGGUUAUGGCUGGAAUGGUGGUCAUAGUGAUGGCUUUGAAUGCAUCACUGUCAAUUUUUAUUCAAUAUAACUUACUGAUAAUUGUAAAAGAACGUUACCCACUGACCUGUGUCACUGCAUUCCUAUACAUUUUGACCAUGAUAACGCUGUUUGCAAGUCUAAAUUUUAUUUCAGAAUCUGACUCCAGAAACACUGAGACAUGGCGAUCUGUAUCCUGUGUGGUUGUGUACAUGGUUGGUACAGUGCUGGUUGUUUUUGUGAAUGCUGCAGUGUUAUUUGGAAAGAUAAUCCUAAAAGCAAUGGGUUAUACUGAAUAUACAGUGGAUCUGCGGCUUAUUCUCCUGCCAACUGAAAGUGUCUUUGCUGUGUACUGCCUUGGUUUAUUGCUAUAUGAUUCCUGUAAGAAGAGACAAUUGUCGGUGCAGGUAAGAAACUAUUCAUAUCCUUCAAGAUAUGCCAACAGUCAUGUUGUUUCAAGACGCCACCACAGUCAUAUGCAGCAUUCUCUCCGGACAAAAAAUCCAGACUCACCUUUACACAGUCAUGAACUUCAGACACUGGCUCUUGAACCUCAGCCCUCCGGUUCUUAGCGGGCAGAACCUCAUUCCAUAAACUAAAGCAAAUUCUUCAAACUCAGGACAGAAGAUUGUGUGGCUUAGUAAGUCCUUAAAUGGAAAAGAUUUAAGAAACACUUUAUGUUCAUUGUGCCAGAAAAUGGUAGUUGCAUGACCAUUGAUUUUUUACCAGUUAACCCAUUUUACCCGUUAAGGAUAAUAAAACAGCUGAUCAUCUGUCAAACAAACCAAACUUUAGUUAACAGGCCACAAAUGAAAUUUUCAGCUUCACUACUUUUUUUUAAGAAAAUAUAUAAAUCAAACUUUUAGUGGGCAUGCUUCUGGAUAUUAUUCUAAAUUAGCUGAUAGUAGCGCAACCCUCUGCUUUGGGAGGGCUUUUUCAAAGAUGGAAUUCACUCUAAGACAGAUUAUUUUUUUUUUACUUGUCAUUAGAGUUUUACAGUUUAUUAAAUUCAAGUACAGUGAAACUUUCAAUUGCGAGUAACAGAUUGUAAGUGUUCCAAGACGAGCAAAAAUUGUAAUAAAUUUUGACUUGGAAAAUGAACAAGUCUUGGUUUAUGAGUACCGUUUAUCAUGUAUCACGCAUGCGGUUUUUCUCUCUCUUGCGCUGCAGAAUUGUGGGUAAUCGUCUUCACUGCUGGGUCUUAGUGCGCGUCUCUCACUGGUAUACUUAACAUCCGUGCACACGUGUUCUGUUUAAUAUAACACUGUGACCAUGUGUGUACGUGUUAAACAUUUUAUUUUGUGUCUGUAAGCGUGUGUGUAGAAUUUCAGAGUACUGUGUCUUAUAACACGUGUGCACGUGUAGAGCAAAAGAAAGUCUCUUUAGAGAGGUAACAAUCCAUUUUAUCUCUCUCUGUUUCAGCCUAUCGUUAUGUGUGCGCGCGCGUAAUUUGACACCAUGCCCCUUUACACACACACACACACAC
Clarias gariepinus (North African catfish) is the source of this 1800-nucleotide messenger RNA. RefSeq lists its product as uncharacterized. Bases 212 to 886 code for a protein of 224 amino acids. The transcript is spliced from 12 exons. Lineage: Eukaryota; Metazoa; Chordata; Actinopteri; Siluriformes; Clariidae. The record is from RefSeq and is a predicted model, not a curated record.